AUGAGCGACUCGAAAGUGUCCCGCCAGGUCCCAAUGGACGGGCUACAGCACAGUUACGGGCCCGAGUACAUCCAGAGUCCUCCGCGGCAGCACAACAACCUACCCGAGGUUGCGCAUCCCAACCUCCCUGAGGCGGUGCCGCCCACGACUGUGGAGGGCGACGGCGGCAAAAUCUACGUUCAAAACCAAGGUUGGGUACCUUACCCGCAUCCCAGCCAGCAAAACCCGGCGGACGCGCCCGAGGUCGUCCGAAAGUAUGAAGCUUCAAGAAAGCGCAUACUUGGCCUACCUGUCCUGUGGUUCUGGAUUCUAGCUGUGCUAUUGAUCCUCUCCUUGGGCGUUGGCCUCGGUGUAGGGCUCGGCGUUGGCCUGAGCAGCUCACAUGCUCACACUGAGAGCUCUUCGCCGACUUCAAGUUCAACGAGCAGUGCUCCUGCCAGCGAGAUCACAAGCUCAUCAGCCACGUCUUCCGUGAGCACCACGUCGUCAUCCACAUCGUCUUCCACAUCUUCAUCGCCGACGGCAGUGACGAGUGGCACCACUGGCAUUGCUGCCAACUCAUGCAACUUCACCACGCCACGAACUUACACCGCCGAAGGUGACUCGGCUCGCUUCACCAUGUACUGCUUCACCGACUGGUACAAUGGCGACGAGGCGGCGAGCGGCAACGGAACCGUCAAGGACCUGGCGUACACCACGCUGUACACCUUCGAGGAUUGCAUGGAGUACUGCCUCAGCUACAACUCAGCGAUAUCAGACGGCGACACGGAAUGUCGAGCAGUGACCUACAACUCUAACUUAACAUCGAUCGUGAACGCGCAGGGCGGAAAUUGCUUCUUGAAAGACAAGCAAGGCGUCAAUCAGCCCGGUAGUGCCGAGAGUGCGAGUGCGGUCAUCGCCGUAUAG
This is a messenger RNA of Phaeoacremonium minimum UCRPA7, 906 nucleotides long. RefSeq names its product putative atp-dependent rrna helicase rrp3 protein. Bases 1 to 906 code for a protein of 301 amino acids. Lineage: Eukaryota; Fungi; Ascomycota; Sordariomycetes; Togniniales; Togniniaceae. The transcript is spliced from 2 exons. The record is from RefSeq and is a predicted model, not a curated record.